This is a messenger RNA of Spea bombifrons (plains spadefoot toad), 1747 nucleotides long. Its product is annotated as collagenase 3-like. Gene Ontology annotation, biological process: extracellular matrix organization; proteolysis; collagen catabolic process. NCBI's taxonomy places the organism in Eukaryota, Metazoa, Chordata, Amphibia, Anura, Pelobatidae. The transcript is spliced from 10 exons. The record is from RefSeq and is a predicted model, not a curated record. Gene Ontology annotation, cellular component: extracellular matrix. Gene Ontology annotation, molecular function: zinc ion binding; metalloendopeptidase activity. Bases 54 to 1628 code for a protein of 524 amino acids.
UAAAGAGUCAAAAUUAAAACUUUGGAGCAGGCAGGCUUUGGCGAGGCUGGAAGAUGGUUGUUCUUUGGCUCUUUGUCCAGAGUCUGCUGCUAGUCAUUGAUCUCGCAAACCUUGUACCACUGCCAGAAGAAACGAAAGAUGGGGAACAAUGGUUGGCACCAUUAUCCGCGGAUUUAGUGGCACUUUCAGAGGAGAGACACAAUGCUGACUUAAUAAAAGCUCAGGAAUAUAUAAACCAGUAUUAUAGUGAAAUUCCCAUACUUAGACGUAUGACAAACCCAAUCGAAGAGAAAAUAAAGACAAUGCAAAAUUUCUUUGGUCUGAACAUCACAGGCAAAAUAGAUGACGCAACCAUGGAAGUUAUACUCAAGCCCAGAUGCGGAGUUCCAGAUGUGCAAAGAUAUAGUUACUUUCCCGAAAAGCCAAAGUGGGAGAAAACAACAAUCACCUACAGGAUUAUAAACUACACGCCUGACAUAGCAGAAUCAGAAGUGAAUAGCGCCAUAUCGCGUGCCCUUCAGUUGUGGAGUGAUGUCACACCCUUAAAUUUUGUGCGGCUUUAUUCUGGUGAUGCAGACAUCAUGAUCUCAUUCGGUUCCAGAGUUCACGGAGACUUUUUCCCCUUCGAUGGUCCCUCUGGUGUUUUGGCUCAUGCCUUUGCACCGAGUGAAGGAAUUGGAGGUGAUGCACAUUUUGAUGAGGAAGAAACAUGGACACUGGGACAGCAAGGAACAAACAUUUUUCUGGUCGCUGCCCAUGAGUUCGGUCACUCACUGGGAUUGGAACACUCCAAAGAUCCAAGUGCGUUAAUGUAUCCAACAGUUAACCCAAAUACAUAUGUGAAUCCAGCCCAAUAUAAACUCUCGGCAGAUGAUAUCGCUGGAAUCCAGGCUUUAUAUGGUGCCAGGAAUCCUAGCGUGCCAAAACCCAACCCGAAGCCAACGCAGCCUCUAAGACAGCCUCAACCCAGGCCAACAAAAGCACCCAGCAAACCUGCCCCCCAGCCUAACCCAACAAAAGCCCCGGUGAAUCCAGACAGGAACCCAACAGUGCCGGGGAAAUGUGACCGGACGCUGGAGUUCGACGCCGUUACAAGCAUGAGAGGGGAUCUGCUAUUUUUUAAAGAUGGAAUUUUUUGGAGGAAACGUCCACAAAAGCCUGACGUUGAAGCUAACUUCAUUGAUGCUGUUUGGCCAAACCUGGGGAGAGUGGAUGCAGCUCUUGAGGUUCCAGAAAGAGACAUUGUUUACCUCUUCAAAGGUAGACAGUACUGGGCUACAAGUGGCUAUAAAAUGCUGUGGGGUUAUCCCCGAGAUAUCUCAAGGUUCGGUUUCCCAAGAUCGGUUACAAAGAUCGACGCCGCGCUAUACAUGGGAAGCGAAAUGAAAAUCAUUUUCUUUACAGGAGAUAAGUACUGGAGCUAUAAUCGAUCAAGAUACAGAAUGGACUCAAAAUCCCCCAAAAGGAUAAAAGAUGGUUUUCAUGGGAUUUCUAAAAAAGUGGAUUCUGCUUUCCAAAAUGACGAUUACCUCUACUUCUCCAACGGACCUCAUCAUAUUGAAUAUAACUACAGAAGACAAAGAGUUCUGGGAAGUAUCCCCAACAAUCGCUUCCUGAACUGCCCCUGAACAGAAACAUUUCAGUCUUUGCUCUUUUCUGUAAUGAUUGUAUCACAAUGUGUAAGAUAUCUUGAUAAUCCCCCAAAAAAGUAUAUUAGAAAAUAAACUGUAUUCUAAGCGUUACGUUA